Molecule: messenger RNA, 816 nt
Organism: Endocarpon pusillum Z07020
Lineage: Eukaryota; Fungi; Ascomycota; Eurotiomycetes; Verrucariales; Verrucariaceae
Exons: 3
Coding region: 1-816 (271 amino acids)
Source: RefSeq, a predicted model, not a curated record
AUGCAUCUAGCCAAAAAGGAAUAUGGAACAGGCCUCCAUAUUUGGGAUCUGCCUAUCAGCUGGGCUACGCCGAAUCGUUUGCUAACUUGGUCAUCUGAGUGGUGUUACGUCCUUGCAUCAUCAAGCAUCAAGAUCAGCAUCCUACUGUUCUACAAACGUCUUUCUCAGCCAUUUCCUGUAGCCUUCCGGGUAGCGACCUGGAUCGGAAUCCUCUACAACAUAGGCUAUGCAUUGGGAUUCGGCCUGACACUGGGUCUUAUUUGCAGGCCUGUCGACGCUUACUGGAACCAAUUCUCACCACAGUGGCAGAAGGCUGGAAACACGUUUCACUGUGGAAAAGAGGAGAUCAGUUUGCCAAUAUCCGGUGUCCUUAGCGUCAUAGGAGAUUUCUAUAGCACGGUGCUCCCCUUGGCACUUGUAUGGCACUUGAAAUUACCACGAGGAAAAAAGCUGGCACUUUAUACACUAUUUGCGUUGGGCUUCCUGGUCGUGGUGGCCGGUGUUAUCCGAACUAUUCUUUUAAACGUUGUUAUCAACAGGACUUGGGAUCCCUUGUGGGAAUUGGACACGAUGUGGAUUUGGACCAUCGUCGAACUGAAUCUGGCCAUCGUGGCGGCGUCUGCUCCUGCUUUGAAGUCCUUCUUCCAGCACUGUCUGAUACGGCCCACAGCGAGCCUAUACAAGCGCACAAGGACACCUAGCGGCACUACAUCCGGCGAGCGUGAUGUGUAUCGAAUGGAAAGCGGGGACCUUUGUGAAUGUGGUGAGAAAGAGGAUAAAGCAGUGAAGAUCGAGGAUAUCGGACGGGCUGUUUGA